AUGGAUCCCAUAAAGAAAUCCCCUCAACUAAGCCAGGAGAAGUUCGAUAAUCGUAGUCAACCACAGACACCGUCUCCUCGAUAUACCAACAAAGCCGACCAGCAAUACUCUCAUCACCGUUAUAUAUCAGAGGCAGAAAGCUACACGGCGCACUGGGAGAAUAGCAUUCUCUAUGACAAGGAUAUAAAUACGCGGGUAUCUUCACCAGGUUUCUUCCGGCUGCGGUCAGAGUAUAGGUCACCGUACUUGGGGCCUGUUGGUUGGACAAUACCGUCCAAAUAUUAUAGUACAACUAGAAGGAGCCCACGAAGGCCUCUGAAUUCAUAUGAGGCUAGCACUGAUGAAAACCACGUCUCCACCGUUGACCCAAGAACCGGUUCACCCAGAGAGAGGGUUAGAAAUAGGAACACAGUAUCGGCAUACAGUUGUCGUGCUUCCAGGCCGUUCUUAAUCUACCAGGAUCCCGAAUGGGUAGUUCCACCUCAAGGAGUCACAGACGUGUAUUUCGAUAGUACUGCAAGCGACGAUAAGGAAAACAGUGCACCUGAGGAGACGGAAGCUCCCAUUGAUAAUGAAGAACUUUCCAGCGAACAGAACAUGGGAAUUCAAGUUGGGAGACCAGCACAGGAAAACGCCGGCGACAUUGAUGGACACGAUGAGAUGGAUAUCGACAGAGACGAAUCAAGAAUCAUCUUAACCCAACCGUCAAGGCGAGAGAUGCCACAAUAUCAACAUCGAAGAGACACAAGCUCCAUGUCAUCCCCUUCGAUUAUCUAA
Molecule: messenger RNA, 777 nt
Organism: Trichophyton verrucosum HKI 0517
Lineage: Eukaryota; Fungi; Ascomycota; Eurotiomycetes; Onygenales; Arthrodermataceae
Exons: 1
Coding region: 1-777 (258 amino acids)
Source: RefSeq, a predicted model, not a curated record